AUGGCCGACGUUGAAAUGAAGGCCGCUGACGGCAAGAAAGAGAAGAAGGAGGAGAAGCCAGCCGAAGAGGAGAAGAAGCCUGUGCCGCUCACGCCUGUGGCUGAAAUCAAGGCUAACGUCGUGCUCAUCGAGGGGGCGGUUUCGACGCUCGAACCUCGCUUCACGCACCGCGUCCUGAGGUCACUGGCCCAUCUCAGAAAGAAGCUGGAUGAGAAGGUUUUGAAGGAUGCAACUUUGGAAGUAUAUACCAACGAAUCUGCCUCCAAGACUGCUUUGCUGUCAUGGCUAUCACCCGGAACUACGGACCAUUCCAUGGACAUCGACCCUGCACCUACUGCCAAACAAUCCCAGCCUGAACCUGUCCCCGAGGUCGAAGUUUACUUCCGACUGCUCAUCAUCCACUAUCUUCUCACCUCAUCCGACAACUACGCAAAAGCCGCCAAGCUGGCCCACGAGACCGUGGAGAAGAUGCAGGCGUUGAACCGCCGAAGCAUGGACCCUAUCGCGGCGAAGGUGUGGUACGCGGUGGAACGCACAUAUGAGCUUGGUGGGGAGUUAGCAGACGCUCGUCCUAUGUUCCUUGCGGCACAACGGACAGCUGCCCUGCGUCACGAUGACGAAACGGAGGCGUCCCUCAUCAACAGGAUCUUGCGGAGCUACUUGCAGUACAGCCUGUACGACCAAGCGGACAAGCUCGUGUCAAAGACAUCGUUCCCGGCAGCUGCUGGCAACCCACAGCACGCGCGGUACCAUUACUACCUCGGGCGCAUCAAAGCGGUCCAGCUCAACUACACGGCAGCGCAUACAAACCUUCAGCAGGCCAUUCGUCGGGCCUCACCGGCCAAGACUGCGCCUGGUUUCUUCCAGGCCGUCCACAAGCUGUCCAUCGUGGUGGAACUCCUCAUGGGCGACAUUCCAGAACGUAGUUUGUUCCGACACCCCGUUCUAGUGAAGGCUCUGGCUGGGUAUUUUGAGAUCGUGAAAGCGGUCCGCAAUGGAUCCCUUUCGCAAUUCCAAGCCACUCUCUCGCGAUACGCGGCUCAGUUCGAAUCAGACAAGACUUACACACUCAUCGUCCGCCUGCGUCAGAACGUCAUCAAGACCGGUAUACGCCGACUCUCGCUGUCGUACUCGCGCAUUUCGCUCAGGGACAUCUGCGUCAAGCUCCACCUCGACUCGGAAGAGGACGCGGAAUACAUUGUGGGCAAGGCCAUCCGCGACGGCGUCAUCGAAGGCCGCAUUGUCCACGAGAAGGGGUGGAUGGAGUGCGGUGGGCAGAAGAGCGGAUAUGGCCCUGAGGUGUCGGACGUGUUUUCUCGCCGCAUCGCCUACUGCUUGGAGUUGCACAAUCAGAGUGUCAAGGCCAUGCGAUACCCACUCAACGCUCAUCGCAAGGAGCUCGCCGCCGCGGAAGGCGCACGCGAGCGCGAGAAGGAGUUGGCGAAGGAGAUCCAGGAGGGCGGCGACUUGGACGACGAUGGCCCGGAUCUGGGCGACGGGUUCUGA
Epithele typhae is the source of this 1506-nucleotide messenger RNA. Its product is annotated as diphenol oxidase-A2. Gene Ontology annotation, molecular function: enzyme regulator activity; protein binding. Gene Ontology annotation, biological process: regulation of protein catabolic process; ubiquitin-dependent protein catabolic process. Bases 1 to 1506 code for a protein of 501 amino acids. Gene Ontology annotation, cellular component: proteasome complex; proteasome regulatory particle, lid subcomplex. The record is from RefSeq and is a predicted model, not a curated record. The transcript is spliced from 5 exons. Lineage: Eukaryota; Fungi; Basidiomycota; Agaricomycetes; Polyporales; Epitheliaceae.